CGCGUGCGCCGAACGUAGUCGUGGAGGUGGCGGAUCGAGGAGGAGUUAGCGCGGCCUCGAGCUCUGGUGUCUCCCAGUCUGCUAAAGCCCUAAGGCCAUCACCAUGGACUUCCAGCAUCGCCCUGGGGGCAAGACCGGGAGCGGGGGCGUGGCCUCCUCCUCCGAGAGCAACCGUGACCGCAGGGAGCGCCUCCGGCAGCUGGCCCUGGAGACCAUCGACAUCAACAAGGACCCAUACUUCAUGAAGAACCACCUGGGCUCCUAUGAAUGCAAGCUCUGCCUGACGCUUCACAACAAUGAGGGGAGCUACCUGGCACAUACCCAGGGGAAGAAGCACCAGACCAACCUGGCCCGGCGAGCAGCCAAGGAGGCCAAGGAGGCCCCUGCCCAGCCCGCGCCUGAGAAGGUCAAGGUGGAGGUGAAGAAGUUUGUGAAGAUCGGCCGCCCAGGCUACAAAGGUGAGUCUGCCCGGAGCAGGGCCGGCCACAGCCGCUGCUGCCGCGUGAAUGGGUUCUUCGGGCUGCAGUGCAGGAGGCGCAGCCCUGAUACCCUCAUUCCUGAGCCACGGUUUUCUGCCUUGGCGGCUGUCCCUCACCCACUUGCAGCCUCUGGCGUUGUGUCUGGGAGCUGUCAGGCUGGGCCCGAUAAGCACCCGUCUCACCCAGUGGCCCGUUUCCCAGCUGAGCCACAGUCUCUGCCCUCCCGUCUGGGUGUUGUGGAAGCUUCUGGGAAUUCUUGCCAAGCAAAAGAGUGGAAGUGGAGGUGUGCUGAGCCCUGGCACAUCCCACGGUUAACCUUGAAGCCUUUGAUGGAGGACAGGGAGAAGCGGCUGUUAGAGGCGGCUCCUCCCGGACCCUCAGCAGUGGGAAUGGCUAGAGGUGACCUGGUUCAGAAAGCCGGGGAAGCGACCAGGGUGGAAGAUAAGAGACUUCUGUCCAUAGGGGUCAGGAAGGCAGGCACGCUACCCAGCAAGUGUUCUUUACAGAAGGUGGGGACAGCCUGUGUGCCUGGCCUCCAGACAGAAGCCUGCAGGGCAGAGGUCCCGGGGCAGGUGCACCGGGUGGGCGAGGGCGGCUAGAGCGGCAGGCUUCUGGUGGGGAGGCCCUGACAGGUCCUGGGCUUGGGCUUAGGACAGUGAGGCGGCAGAGGGCUUGUGAGUGUGCGUGCCUGAGGCUGCGUGGAGAGUGGCCGUGCGGCAGGCAGCCCAGCAGCCAUUCUCGGGGUCCAGGCUGCUGAGCUCUGGUGGGAAGGGCAUCCUCUCUCACUCACCGUAUACAUGGUGUCGGCCCCGUUCGAGCGGCCCCACUCGAAUCCCAGAGCCAGGGUGCCAAGGGCCCCUCCCUACCCAGUGGCCUCGACUCCUGCUGGGUGAUAUCCCAGCACCCCUGGUGACGGGCUCUGGG
Messenger RNA from Nomascus leucogenys (northern white-cheeked gibbon), 1403 nucleotides. RefSeq lists its product as uncharacterized. Gene Ontology annotation, cellular component: U2 snRNP; U2-type prespliceosome; catalytic step 2 spliceosome. Gene Ontology annotation, biological process: spliceosomal complex assembly. Gene Ontology annotation, molecular function: zinc ion binding; nucleic acid binding. The transcript is spliced from 5 exons. Lineage: Eukaryota; Metazoa; Chordata; Mammalia; Primates; Hylobatidae. The coding region runs from base 104 to 1078 and encodes 324 amino acids. The record is from RefSeq and is a predicted model, not a curated record.